This is a messenger RNA of Colletotrichum graminicola M1.001, 324 nucleotides long. RefSeq lists its product as uncharacterized. Lineage: Eukaryota; Fungi; Ascomycota; Sordariomycetes; Glomerellales; Glomerellaceae. The transcript has a single exon. The annotation marks the transcript as partial. The record is from RefSeq and is a predicted model, not a curated record.
CAACAACGCUCCUUCUUGUUCGACCAAAAACAUCAUUCAUUCCUUCUGGACCCACGAGCAGUGCUCGAUCAACAUUCAUUCUUCCUAACCGACUGUUUUGAGGUUCAUCCGAACUAUCAAGUAAACGGAUCCAUCAUCCCGUCUUGUCGUACAGAGAGUUCAGUGAACUCCCUUUCAUCCCAUCUUUUCAGCCUACCAGCAGACCUCGAGACUCAAAAAGUGCAUACCAAAGCGUGCCCAAAGCUCUCAUCGACAAGCUUGAACCCAACACGGCUUCUCAUACUCUGCCCAGCACAUUCCCUGAUCGAUCUCGAGCUUCGCUAA